Messenger RNA from Emiliania huxleyi CCMP1516, 1605 nucleotides. RefSeq lists its product as hypothetical. Gene Ontology annotation, molecular function: ubiquitin binding. Lineage: Eukaryota; Haptophyta; Isochrysidales; Noelaerhabdaceae. The coding region runs from base 1 to 1605 and encodes 534 amino acids. The record is from RefSeq and is a predicted model, not a curated record. The transcript has 9 exons.
AUGCCCGACUCGUCCCUCCUCUCCACUCAGCUCGCCGUACAGGUCGAUGCGUCGAACGUGCGGCGUGUCAACGCCAUCGACGAGCACUGGACAAGUCCUCCGCUCGAUCUGCCUCCGUACCUCCCGCCGGACGCAGACGAAGCCGCGCCGCUCGAGCCAGAGGCGCUGGAGGCCUCCGUACGCGCGCUCGAGCAGCUGCUUCGCGCGCCGAUGCACGUCUUUUGGUCGCGCCUCCUACACGACCGCUCACUGUCCGAGUUUCUCGACGGCGUGCUGCGCUUCUCUCCCCGCGGGUUCGGUCGGUCGGCGCCGCGCGCUGAUGAGGCCGACGGCUCUCCCGGCGAGGGACAGCUCCGGGCCUGCCUGCUGCGGGUACUGCUGCGGCUGGCCUCGCCUGAAAAGGACGGAGGCGCUGCGGCUCUCCCGCCGGCCGACUGGCGCUCGCAUAGCCGAGAGAGCUCCCUCGUGUACGACCGCUGGCUGCUCGACGCUCCGAAGCUGCUCGACGCCUCCGCCCUCUUCGGCUUCUCCAACCCGGCCCUCGCCCGCCGGCUGCUCGCCUCAGCCGUCCGGCUCGAGCCUCGCUACGCAGACGACCUGGCGGAGGCGAUCGGGGCGGCCGCCGAGGCGCUCUCGCAGGCGUCCGGCGCCGACCCGCUCGCCUCCACCCCCAGCGCCGGCGCGAGGCGUGGCGAGCUCGCCGCCUCCGUCCUGGGCCGCUGCGAGGGCGGCGGUGUGCUCGGCGGGCGCGGGCUGCUCACUGCGGUGCAGUACGCCGUCGAGGCGGCGGCGCCGUGCUUGCGCGCGAUCCUCCCGCAGGGCAGUGCGGCGCGGCAGUCUCUGCUGGCCGCCGUCGCGCACCUCGUCCGCGUCGCCGGCUUGCUGGGCGCGCAGUACGACGCCCUCCUAGCGACGCUCGAGCAGCUCGCCGACCCGCGCGGCCGCCUCGCCGGCACCAGCGACCUCUACUCGCGCGCGGGAGUGACGCUCGACCCAGAGCGUGCGGCCGCCCGCGAGGCGAGCGGCGGAGCGGCCGCCAUCGCGCAGGCGAGGAGGCUCCGCGCGCUCUGCGUGCGAGAGAUGCUGCCGGACGUGCCCGAAGAGCGUGUCAAGGCGGCGAUCGCCUUUUACGGCGGCGAUGUCUCCGCCGCAGGCGGGAGGCGCGGCGGAGGCAAGGGCGCGGAGCGGCAGCCGCUCGGUCUGCGCCAGGCGGUGGCGCCGAAGGGCGCCGCCAUUGGUCGGCCGGCCGGCGGCGCGUGGCUGCGGGCGAUCGGGCUGCAGCAGUACGAGGCCGCGGCGAGGAGCCACGGCAUUUUGCGGAUCGAGCUGGCGGCGGCGCUGACGGACGCGGACUGCGAGCGGCUCAAGGUUGCUCCGCGCGACCGCACGCGGCUCCUCUCCUCCGCCGCGCUGCUCGCCAAGCGCCUCGAGGCGCGCGGCAAGCGAGUCCCGCGCAGCGGGGCAGCCGACACGUCCGGGGGAUACGCCGCCGUGUACGAGGAGCUCUCAGCGGCGGAGGAGAUGGAGGAGAAGGAGCAGAAUAAGGCGAAGGCUGCCAAUCACAAUCGUAAGCAGCAGGCCGCCCGCAAGCACCGUGAGCUCUAA